AUGGAGCAUCAUCGAAUGUGGCUCUGGAGGAGGAAAUCAUCUGAGAAGGCUACUCAAGGAAAUGACAAGGCUGGUCUUCUGCUGAAGGGAAAUCAAGAAGUGGUAAGCUCGUCGAAAAUCUCAUCCCUGUCAUGAACUAGUCCUGAUUAAUCUCUCCACAGAGUAGAGCCUGUCAUGGCGAUUCUGUACUUUUUCUGGUGGCAACACCCUGUUCUUGCUAUUCUCAUAGAGGAAGCAGACAGCUAGUUCUAUGAAUCGGUGAUUCUUCUCAUAAGAAAAGAAGAUAAUUGAUUACCAUGCUUGGACCCUGUAAAACCCUGAGAGGAUGAACCCUAAAAACCCCGCUAGCAGAUUCCUCUGCUUCCUGAAGAUUUUACUCUGAGACGCAUGACGCAGGCGGAAGAACUAAAGAAAUCCUUGAAGACCUUGGGCGAGAAGUUGGCGUCUGCCAUUGACGAAUCCAAUGCCAAGGACGACCUCCUCGCGAAGCACACGAGAGUAGCAGAAGAGGCGCUCGAAGGUCGGCCAUUCUCUUCCCUCUCAAUCCCCCGCUGGUGCCGCCGGUGCUCCUUUCCCGGCGACUGACAGUAGAGGCCGAUGGCUAUGGUGCUUCAGGGUGGGAGAAAGCGGAGGCGGAGGCCGCCUCCUUCAAGCAGGAGCUCGACGAGGCGGAGGAGAGGAUCUCCGAAAUGGGCGCCGCCAUGGAGGACUGCCGCCGCCGGCUGGAAUCUCUCCGUAAGGAACAGGAGCGGGCGAGCGGGGAAGCGGAGUUGGAGAUCUCCAUGGAGAGAGAGAGGAACCGGAAACUGGAGCAGAGGCUCGUGGAAGUCAACGGGCAUCUCUCCAAGAUGGUCUCCGAGAACGGCAAUCUGGUGGAAACCCUGGCGGGGAAGGAGAAGGAGAUCGACGAGCUCAGCCGGCUCAGCUCCUGGGCGGAGGCGAAGAACAGCUCGCUGGCGGAUAAGCUCGGUUCCUUGGAGAAACAGAAUGCUUCGCUUAAGUACGAGGUCUGCAUGUUGGAGAAGGAGAUCCAGAUCAGGAGCGAGGAGAAGGAGUUCAGUCUCCGGUCUGCUGACGCCGCCCGCAGGAAGCACCUGGAGAGCGUGAAGAUGAUCGCCGAGCUCGAAGCGGAGUGCAAGAGGUUGCGGGUGAUGGUCCGGAAGCGGCUUCCAGGCCCCGCCGCUAUGUCGAAGAUGAGGACCGAGGCGUCGCUCUCCAACAAGAAGUCAACUCCCCCGGUCGGGCCCUCGGCGGCGGAGGUGGCGGCGCCGCUGGUGGAUAAAGUCAACGCCCUGGAGGAGGAGAACAGGAUGCUCAGCGAGGCGUUGACGAAGAAGACCCGGGAGCUGCAGUCCGCGUGGAUAAUGUGCGCCCGCACCGCCUCGAAGCUCUCGCGCGCCGAGACCCAGCUCGAGGAGCUGCCCAAGGGGCGGCGGCCCGGCGGCGGCAGCGCUGACGUCAGCCCAAUAUCAGGCGUCGGUGGUGGCGAUGGGGAUGGACUCAGCUGCGCGGAGUCGUGGGCCUCCGCGCUGAUGUCGGAGCUGGAGAACUUCCGACAGGGGAAGCCGGCGGCGCCGUCGCCGAGGGCCUCCGCCGCGUCGGAGGAGCUGUGCCUGAUGGACGACUUCCUGGAGACGGAGAAGCUCGCCGUUGUUUGCGUAGACAAGCCGCUCGUGAGCUCGAAAGCCGCUUCGGAGGGGGACCCUGUCUCGCUCGCUUCUCUCUCUAGCUUCGACAGUUCUCUCUCUAGCUCGGCUAAGGCGGAGGCCGCCGCCGGCCAGUCUAAGCCCAAGCCGGAGGCUGCGGUGAGGCGGCUGGCUGAGCUCGUCGAAGGGAUCAAGGAGGGCGGCGGCGGCGAGGGGGAGACCUGCUACGUCUCGCGGGUGUUUCAGUGGAAGGCCUCCGAGCUCAGCCCCGUCCUACGGCGUUUCCUGGAAACCUGCAAGGGUUUUCUGGAGCAGAAGGCCGAUCUAGAGGCGUUCUUCGAGGCUCUGGGUUCCACCAUGGAAUGGGUUGUCGACCACUGCUUCUCCAUCCAGGACGUCGCCGCCACGAAAGGAAGCUUCAAGGACCUGGACUGGUCCGCGUCCCACAGCGAGGGCGAGCUUCAGGGAUCUCCUGUGCUGUCGGAGCAGCCCCCGAGGGAUGAUGCCUCAGAGGUGAAGCUCAAAGCGGCGAUAAGGAAGGAGGAGCCCGCCGUGGAGGAAGAACAGAAGUUGCCGGGAACUGUAAGUUGACGUCGAUCUUCCGCCGUCGCCGGAAUCUGCCAUUACCGCUGCUCUGAAGAAGAUGGUGUUGUUUCUUGCAGGGCUGGGAGAUCUCUCUGGCCUCGGAGAAGCUGGCGGAGUGCCAGGAGACGAUUAUGAAUCUGGGGAAGCAGCUCAAGGCCCUGGCUGCUCCGAGGGACGCAGUUCUCUUUGACCAGGUGAUCGCCCCCACCGCCGGCGGGGGCGGCCGGGAAAACCAGCGGGUGGCUCUGCUCGAUUGGAUUCUGGCCGACAGCAACAGGAGCUUGGGGCCCGACACUACAGGAGCGAACGGGAGAUUCGCCGGCGACGGCGACGGCGACAAGCCGGUGGUGGUCGACGGGAAGAACCCUAACGCGGGGCUUCUGUACGGCCGCAAGGUCCUGCGGGACGGUGGUGGCGUUCAGACCUUGCCGACGGGCAGCUUCUACGGGAUGAAAGAGCCGAGCAAGGCGAAGACCGGGAGCGAGACGGGGGCCAUCGUCGUCGCUCCCAAGAGGUCCAGGAGUGGCGUGAGCUUGCUGCGGAGGCUGCUGCACAGGAGGAAGAAGGAAAGCAACGCUAGGAAGCUGGCCCUCAGUGCCGUCGCUCACUAG
Messenger RNA from Spirodela intermedia, 2842 nucleotides. The record is from the annotation of a GenBank genome assembly. Lineage: Eukaryota; Viridiplantae; Streptophyta; Magnoliopsida; Alismatales; Araceae.